Stomoxys calcitrans (stable fly) is the source of this 4713-nucleotide messenger RNA. RefSeq names its product thioester-containing protein 1 allele R1. Gene Ontology annotation, cellular component: extracellular region. The coding region runs from base 26 to 4171 and encodes 1381 amino acids. The transcript has 9 exons. Lineage: Eukaryota; Metazoa; Arthropoda; Insecta; Diptera; Muscidae. Gene Ontology annotation, molecular function: endopeptidase inhibitor activity. The record is from RefSeq and is a predicted model, not a curated record.
ACUUGAAUGCAGCGAUUGAGUAAACAUGUGCCACUCCUCUGUGACACUGUUAGUCAUAUUUCUAGUUCCCAUCUAUUCCGUGAUGUGCCAUAGCUACUAUUCAAUAGUUGCUCCCGGCACUAUACGUUCCAAUCGUAAUUAUUCCGUUUGUGUUACACUACAUGAUGCCGCCUCGCCGGCUACGAUUCGUCUUACUUUGCUCUCCCUGACCAGCACUUUGCGUUUAAGCCACGAUGUAGUUCUAGAACCCUAUGAAAGUAAGCUGAUCGAUUUUAUGCCACCCAAGCUCUUUGAAAAGUUCGAAUAUGCAUUGACCGCUGAAGGAAUAAAGGGAAUAACUUUGAAUGAAACUCAAAAGCUGAUUGCAUUUCCUGAAGGUGGACCCCGUGUAUACAUUGAGAGUGACAAGGGUCUCUAUAAGCCGGAAGAUAUUGUACAAUUCCGCAUCAUUAUAUUGGAUGAGAAUCUGCAAAUCACGAAAAUAGUGGAGCCAAUACGGGUACAGAUAUUGGACGCACAACGGAAUCGUGUUAAACAAUAUAAAGACAUCAAACUAGAUCGAGGUGUCUUUGCGGCAGAGUUUAAGUUAUCUAAGCAACCCUUUUUGGGCAAUUGGCUAAUAUCGGUUCACAUCAGCGGAAAAUAUGACCUGGACAAAGAAUACACAUUUAAAGUGGAGAAAUAUGUUUUGCCCAAAUUUAGCGUGCACAUUGAAAACGACAGGCAUGUGGCGAAAACGAAUAAAAGGCUGAAAAUCACAGUAUAUGGCAAAUACACAUAUGGCAAAUUUGUCCGAGGAAAAGUUGAUGUUUUGUUGCGCAAAACACCCGAAAGUUACUACGAUGUGUUCAACAAAAAUGUUGAAAUCAGCGAUGGGGAAGUCAAAGCUGAUGUUUUGUUCGAUAUGCGAGAGUUACAACAUGGAGCCAAAUACUACAUUUAUGCAACCCUAACUGAAAAUCUCACAAACAUCAACGCAACUGCAGAAAGCGAAGUCUAUAUAGAGAAUAAAAGCUUCAAUAUAUUCGUACCAGAAUCUGGGAUAGAAUUUCGGGAUAACAACCCAUACCGCUUAGCGCUUCAUGUAGAGAAUUGGAAAGGAACUCCGGUGAGGGAUCUCACAACACCGGCCACUAUGCAUUUUAACGAAAAGGAGUAUAUAUCGCCGUUAGAUGAUAAUGGUGUGGCUCUGUUUGAGUUUGAAUAUGAACCAACAUCUUAUUUUAAGUUUAGGUACAAGGACAGCUCAAUAAUUUACGAAAAUAAGUUUGCCGAACGAGCCAGCACAAAAAUUGAUAGUUCCAACUGUAAAAUUAAAAUGAGACCCAGAACCUCUACUGACUUGUCCGAACCCAUUGAAAUCGAAGUGUCUGCAAAUCAUAAUCUAACCUAUCUGAUAUAUACUUUAACCGCUCAUGGUAACAUUGUACGAGAAGAAUUCAUCCGAGUGUCACCUAAUCAGAAUUCUCAUGAGUUUCGAAUUAAUGCGUCCAUGUCGAUGGUACCCAACUCCUACCUUUUCGUCUACUAUAUUGUAGAGGAUCAAUUGUUUUACUGUGAAUUUACUAUUCGUCUGCCACACAGUUUUGUGAACAAGUUAACCAUUACUGCACCGACCAAAGUGAAACCUGGCCAGAACAUUACUCUCAACGUAAAGGGACGACCGAAUUCAAGAGUUUCUAUCAUAGGUGUUGACAAGAGUGUGCUUUUGCUUAGCUCUGACAACGUAUUGCGAAAGGAUGCCAUUAUAAAAGAUCUUGCCUUGGACAGAUCAUAUAGCCACGGUUACCCACUACCUUUUAGAUACCCGCACACACCCGGCUAUAGUGCAGGAUUGAUCAUCUUGACAAAUUCAAAAUUCGAAAUUCCCAUGUUCAAUACACUCAUCCCUAGGUGGAACUCAACUAAUUCUGCACCCGUCCGUUCAUUAUUUCCGGAAACAUGGAUUUUCAAGGAUAUAGACAUUAUCGAUUCGAAUACACCGCUCACUUUACAAGUGCCAGAUACAAUAACAACAUGGAUAGUAAGGGCAUUCUCUGUCAACGAUGAGACCGGCUUCGGAAUGAUGGACAACACCCUAGACAUUGAAGCUUUUCAACCCUUUUUCAUAAGUGUUAGCCUACCGUAUUCGGUGAAGAGAGGCGAAAUCGUAAUUAUACCAGCUACAAUAUUCAAUUAUCUGCAACAGAGCCAUCCAACCGAAAUUAUUAUGGAAAAUAAUAGUGAACAUUUCCAACUCAUGGAUGAUGAAAAUCAGCCCAUUGUCAAGAAGCAUGAUGUCCGAAAUAUCACUGUCCCAGCAAAUAAUGGAAAGAGCGUAGCAUUCAGAUUAUCGCCCAAGAAGGUGGGCAACAUCGAAAUUCGAAUUGAAGCCAAAAACUCUAUUACAGCAGAUGCAGUACUACACAAGCUCCGAGUAGACCCAGAAGGCAUUGCUCACAAUAGCAACCAGGAAGAGCUUUUGACGUUAAGAGAUGGGAAUGUUAUGAAUUUGACAUUUCGGGCCAAUAUACCGGCAGACAUUGUUAGUGAUUCGGAAUAUUUGGUUCUAUCUGUAAGCGGCGACAUUAUGGGUACCACUUUGGAGAACCUCGAUGAUUUGGUGCAAAAGCCCACCGGAUGUGGUGAACAAAACAUGGUUAACCUUGUUCCGAAUAUUUUGAUUUUAGAUUAUCUGAAAUCGGUAGGCAAAUUCGUCACUCAAGAUAAGUUGGUGAAUAAAGGCAAAAAUUUCAUUGACAUUGGGUAUCAACAAGAACUGAAUUAUCGCCACUCAAAUGGCGCCUUCAGCGUAUUUGGUCCCGAUCAAACGACAGAAAGCAAUUGGCUAACAGCCUAUGUUAUUCGGUUCUUUAUGAAAGGUAUGCAGUACUCUGCAAUAGAGCCAAAAAUUGUGGAAGAAGGUCUCGGAUAUUUGUCUACUCAACAAUUGGAUGAUGGUAGUUUUCCACAUCGUGGACACCUCUUCAUGCCGGCCCACCAAAAUCAAUAUGGAUUCACAGCCUUUGUUCUGCUGACAUUCAUUGAAGAAAAGAAAUAUGCUCGUAAGUUCAAGAAUGUCAUACAAAAGGGAAUGCAGUUUCUUAACAAUCACAUAAACGAAGUUCACGACAUUUACUCACUCGCAAUAAUGGCCAAUGUAUAUGAAAAGGCUGGGAAUAGAAGCCAAGUCCAGAAUAUACUCGAGAAAAUAAAUCCAAUGGCCAAAGAAGAAAAUGGCCUCAAAUGGUGGACAAGCAACAACAAGAAUGAAGAGAGUGCCAAUGAUGUUGAGAUCACUGCAUAUAUUCUGUUAGCCUUGCCUGAAACCGCAGGUGACUCAUAUAUGCCCAUAUUCAAUUGGUUGAUGAAACAACGGAACAACCACGGAGGAUAUGAGUCCACACAUGACACUGUUAUUGGACUGCAAGCAUUAAUUAAAUACGCGCUAAAAUUGAGACUUAACCAGAACACCCUGCUGAAGGUCCACUAUAUUGCCUUGUCCGAUGAAGGCAGCCAUCUAAAAGAGAAUAUAUUGGGAGUAGACGCAGAGAACGAGCUUAUAUUGCAGAAAGAGGAGCUACCUCGCAAUACACGUUCGGUGCAAGUGGAAGUUAUGGGCAGCGGUCGGGUAAACCUUCAAUUUUCUUACCAGUACUUUGUAUCCAAUUUAUCCAAAACAUUAACUACGGCUUCCACUACGCGAUCGUCCAAAGUUCAGAGGGCUAAAUUUCCCGCUUUACCAGUUGCAGCAAUGGAAGUUACACAAGCUACCGUGAACAAAGUGAACGCAAUAAUGAAUAAUGACGAAUAUUUUACCAUAACACCAACAGCCCAAUUGGAGUCAUCGUUGUUAAUGUCACUAGAAGUUUGCUACACCUACCAACCUUUAACAGAGGAUGAAAAAUUAACCAAUAUGGUCAUACUUGAGAUUCAAUUUCCCUCUGGUUUUACUGCAAAUGCCCAUAAUAUUGAGAAAUUACGCGACGAAGAACAUAUCAGUCGCAUCGAUAUUCAGAACGCAGCAACAAAGGUGAUGUUUUAUUUUGAAAAGUUAGAAGGCAAUGAGGAACAAUGUCUCACUAUAUUGGCGGAUAGAGGUCAUGAGGUGUCUUCGCUGAAGCCAUGUCCUAUAAUAAUGUAUGAUUUCUAUAACGAUAGGCGGCGUAGUGCGAUUAUGUAUCAACUGUAGAUAAAACUUUUAUGCAUCACAAUACAUAAGAUAUGAAAAAAAAAAUUAUAUAAUUCAUCCUAAAACAUAUCCCCCAAUUACGAUGCCAAAAUAUACAGAAAAAAAAAAUGAAAUAUAAGGCAAAUUUAUCUCAACUUUUUUUCAUAAAAUUUAUGAAAUUACUCAAUAGUGCUUAACAAAUGGGUGUAUAAGGAUGGAUCGGCUUGUAUUGUCAUGACGACCAGAUCAUUUAUUUUACCAGCUGUUUAGGUGUGCUUCAGUACACGACAAAUUACUAUUUUGUUAUCUUUUAUCAUAUAUACUAGCAUACUUUUUAAGACCCCAAGAUCCCUCCUGUGUCAACUUUACUCCAAAAUUUAAUGUAAGGUCUUUCAUUUUGGUCUCAAAUUAUCCCCAGCGGCCUACAUUUUCGUUGGAAUAUUUUUGGAGAGUAGUCGGCCCUCUUAAUUUGUCGUUAAUACAGUAGUAACCAAAUGAGGAAAAAUCUAAUAUAAAAGAAUCAAUUAAGAAUUAAUAAACAUUUUGUUGAAUUACUAAAUAAG